CCGAAACGCCCAACGAUCCCCUCCCGGCCUGCCGCCCGUCCGGACCCGAGCCGGCCUCGCAUUCGGCGCCGCGCCAGUCGCGCCUCCGCCUCCGUCGCCGCCUGCUCCGGCGAGCGGGACCCAGCUCGCCUCUACUCCCCUACUGCGAGGUACACGAUGGAGGGAGCCGGAAGAGAUGCCAACCCUUUGAGCAGUUACCGAAUUGGCAGAACCCUGGGAACUGGAUCGUUCGGUAAAGUGAAGAUCGCGGAACAUAUAUUGACUGGCCAUAAGGUGGCAAUCAAGAUCAUCAAUCGCCUGAAGAUCAGAAGCUUGAAAAUGGAAAAGAAAGUGAAGAGAGAAAUCAAGUUACUGAGAUUAUUGAUGCAUCCUUAUAUCAUACGCCUUUAUGAGGUGGUACAUACACCUGCUGAUAUUUAUGUGGUUAUGGAGUAUGUUAAAAAAGGAGAGUUGUUUGAUUACAUCGUUGAGAAGGGAAGACUACAUGAACAAGAAGCAUGUCGUUUAUUUCAGCAGAUCAUAUCUAGUAAGCUAUAUGUUGGUCCUGAUGUUGAUGUCUGGAGCUGUGGCGUUAUUCUUUAUGCUCUUCUUUGUGGCACUCUCCCAUUUGAUGAUGAGAACAUUCUAGAGCUUUUUUACAAAAUAAAGGGUGGAAUAUAUAUCCUUCCUAGUCAUUUGUCACUUUCAGCGAGGGACUUGAUUUCCCGAAUGCUGGUUGUUGAUCCAAUGAAAAGGAUUACAAUACAUGGAAUCCGUGAACAUGUGUGGUUUAAGAUUCAACUUCCACGCUAUUUGGCUGUGCCGCCUCCAGACACAGCACAACAAGUUAAAAAGCUCAGCGAGGAAACUCUUAAUGAUGUUCUUAAUAUGGGUUUUGACAAGAAUCUGCUAAUUGAAUCUCUGCAAAACAGAUUGCAGAAUGAGGCAACAGUUGCCUAUUAUUUACUAUUGGAUGAUAGGCUUUGUACAACAAGUGGUUAUCUUGGAUCUGAUUUUCAAGAAUCUAUGGAUUCAUCUUUCUCUCAAGUAAUCACUGAAACACCAACUUCAGCAACCGAACUUCAGCAGCAUGUGUUUACAGAGGGCACAUUUGGAUGCCUCCCUCUGCCUUGCUUUGCUUGGCUCAGCAUCAAGAUACACCGUUUGGUUGGUUUGCUUCCAGUCUCGGUUCUUGCACUUUCCAGAAUUUUCAUUGCCAGCCCAAGCGACCUGAAACCGCUCUCAGCAGCUGGUAAGCCUGGUCUUGCUGAGCGAGGCGAGGCAAGCUGGCCACAUAAACCAACCAAACGUGCCUAGAAUCUCCAGGGUCCAGCUUGAGGCAGCAUUUUGCAGUUGAAAGGAAAUGGGCCCUUGGUCUUCAGGCAAUUUUCACGUUAAGUAAUAACAUCUUAUGAUAUUUUCCCUGAAUUAUUCUGAUUCAUUUAUCCGUAAUUGUCUAGCAGUCUCAGGCACAUCCAUUAGAAAUAAUAGUAGAAAUGCUUAAAGCUCUGUAAGAAUUGAAUAUUAACUAGAAAAGGAUUGGACACUACAACAUGAAAUGAGAUGGGAGUC
This is a messenger RNA of Zea mays, 1551 nucleotides long. RefSeq lists its product as uncharacterized. The record is from RefSeq and is marked predicted. Gene Ontology annotation, cellular component: cytoplasm. The coding region runs from base 157 to 1296 and encodes 379 amino acids. Gene Ontology annotation, molecular function: ATP binding; protein serine/threonine kinase activity. Lineage: Eukaryota; Viridiplantae; Streptophyta; Magnoliopsida; Poales; Poaceae. The transcript has 8 exons. Gene Ontology annotation, biological process: protein phosphorylation; intracellular signal transduction.